Molecule: messenger RNA, 917 nt
Organism: Pieris brassicae (large cabbage white)
Lineage: Eukaryota; Metazoa; Arthropoda; Insecta; Lepidoptera; Pieridae
Gene: Rsf1
Product: RNA-binding protein Rsf1
Exons: 3
Coding region: 172-648 (158 amino acids)
Biological process (GO): mRNA splicing, via spliceosome
Cellular component (GO): nuclear speck
Molecular function (GO): RNA binding
Source: RefSeq, a predicted model, not a curated record
AAGGACUAAUCGUUCUUUCCUUAACCAUUCGGUCCUAAGGCAUCGACGUAUUGAUCCAUCUAAAAUUUUAAUGUUUUGUAGAAAUAAGUAACUGUUACUUAUUUAUAAAUUAAUAAAAAGACUUAUUUAAGUCUCCUUUUAACUCUUUCAUAUUAAUCAGAUUAAUUCACGAUGAGCUCGGGAGGAACUCGUGUGUACGUGGGUGGUCUAGUGGAAGGAAUCAAGAAGGAAGAUUUGGAGCGGGAAUUCGAUAAAUAUGGCAAAUUGAACUCUGUCUGGGUCGCACUUAACCCCCCAGGUUUUGCAUUCAUAGAAUUUGAAAACAUGCAGGAGGCAGAAGAUGCGUGUAGCGCGAUGAAUGGUUUCGAAAUGUUAGGCGCGACUUUAAAAGUAGAGUUAUCAAGAAAGCGUGAUGGGCCACGCCGAGGUUUCCGCGGUGGUGGCGGCGGCGGCGGUGGUGGCCGUGGGAACUUCGGCGGACGGGGUGGGCGCUCUUUCGGUGGGAACGGAGGUGGUAGCAGACCCUAUAACAACAGCUAUGGAGGCGGCGGCGGCGGUGGUGGUGGUGGCCGCUCUUUCAACCGCAAUGGCUAUGGCUCAGGCAACAGGGACAAUGGAAGAUCUAGGUCGCCACUGGGCCGAUUUUAAUUUAAUCAUAGUUUUAGUUAGGUUUAAUGUUAAUCGUAAUCUGAAGCCUUCCGCAUGUUAAAACAUCAAUAUUCAUUUAAAACUGGGGGUUUAAUGCUAGGAAGAGUUUUGUCGAUGUCUUAGGACUUAGAGAUUAAUUUAUCUUUAAUUACUUAUAGUCAUCGUAACAAAAUAAGGAAGAACAACCUUCAGUGUAUUUUUAACAUUGUACCGGAGCACUACAGACUAAGUUUCUUUUAUGUAUAAUAAUAAAACAAGAUUCCAAUUUA